CGAUUUACGGAAGCGAUUUUUAUGCUAAAAUUUUGGUUCUCGUUUUUUUAAUUUUUUUUUUUAGGCAGCGUGAGGCAGACGUAGUUUUGUGGAGUUUCUUUUUAAAAACAGAUAUACACAUAGAUACUUUUUGGAAAGAAGAAAAGCUAAUCUUGCUUUAUUUAAUAAAUUUAUGUAUUGUUAUUACACUUUUUUGUCGAUAAUUUUGCUUCUGAAUAUUUGGUUGGUGUUCUCACAUGAAUUUGUAGUAGAAGAAAUGUUGAUCCGGUUUUUUUUUUUAUUCAGACAAUUUUCUACAUGCAUUUUCUAUGCACAUGCCAAAUUUCAACGAAAAAUAAUUGGUAGCAGAUAGUUUAAAAUGUGUUAUAUUACGUAUACCACUUAUUUUAGGUAGCUUUAGGCAAACGUUUUUUGUGUGUUUCUUUUAAGAAACAUGUAUAAACAUAAAUUAUUUUCAUAUAGGAGAAAGGUUGAUCUAGAUUUUUAUAUGACUUUUAUGUAUGGUUACCCAACAUUUUUAUGGAUUAUUUUGCUGACAAUAUUGCAUGAAAAUUUCGUCCCUGUUCUCACAUUAAUUUGUUGUCGAAGGAAUGUUGAUCCGGCUUUUUUUGUUAGUUUUUCUACAUUUUAUAUGCAUUUUCUUAGCACCUGCCAAAAAUCAACGAAAAAUAAUUGGUAGCAGAUAGUAUACUUAGUGUUGGACUUUUGGUACAUAAUUUUGGUUUUUCUGUUGUUUUUUUCGUUAAGCUUAAUACGGGGGUGGAUAGACUAUACAAAGUGGCCGACUAUACAAAAAAAAUAACAAAUCCUAAUAUCGUAUUAUUUUGAUUUUUAUUAUUAGAUUAAAAUAAAAAAUGAAUUCUGACAGAAGUUUUAUUGAAUCUAUAACAGAUGAUCCUGCUCCACAUUAUGAAGCCUUUUUGAGAUAUCCAACAUCUUCAUCUGCAAUGAGUGCUCUAGUUCCAUCCUCAAUUGCAUUGAGUGUUCCAUCUACAUCUGCAAUAAUUGGUAUGUUUACAAACUUUCACUUUUCAAUAUGUUUAUGCAUUUCUUGGCAAUCACAAUAUUUAUUUUUAUUUCAACUUUGUUAACCUUUAGUUACAUCUUCAGCUGCUACAAGUGUUAAACAAAAACUGCAAAGUGCAAAACAUAAAUAACUUUUCGAAAGGAAUGGCGUUAAAUCUGGAACAUCUUCAACACAUAAACUAAUGAAGGAAACAGUUCUAAAAGUAGUUCUAUAUUAUAUUUGCAGGUUGAUCAUUAUUUGUGUGAUGGUUUUUUGACAUAAUUAUCAUAGAUUUUUUACUAAAGUAUACAUAGCAAAAGUUUCAUCUGCAACCAGUUUUUGCACAACUUAUGUUAAAGAAUUGUGCAAAUCUUGUAUUGAAGCUAUUUUUAAAAUUACCAACUCUUGUUUGUGAAUGACACAAACAAUUAAUGAAAAUGAAGCUUCUGGGAGAUCACAAAUGCUAUUAUUGAAAUAUAUCAUUAAGAGCAAGAAAUCAAACAAAACAUUUUAGACAGAUAAACAUGUGAAAUUUUAUGGAAAAAUUUUAGGGAAUUAUUAUGUUUUUUAUUUCUGGUACACCAUACAUAGUGCAGCAGAAAUAAAAAGCAAAACAAAGACAUUUCAUUUUUUAUUUCUGUUACACCAUAGCAGCAUAAGCUUUAAAAAAGGAUUAAAGAAAUAUAUUUUGUUACACUACAUUAUCUACUUGUUAAUAUAAGACUGCUUUGUAUUAAAAUAUAAUAAUACUUAAUAUAUGUUAUUCAUAAUU
This is a messenger RNA of Hydra vulgaris (swiftwater hydra), 1778 nucleotides long. Lineage: Eukaryota; Metazoa; Cnidaria; Hydrozoa; Anthoathecata; Hydridae. The record is from RefSeq and is a predicted model, not a curated record.